Messenger RNA from Oryzias latipes (Japanese medaka), 7120 nucleotides. RefSeq names its product PH domain and leucine rich repeat protein phosphatase 1 (gene phlpp1). The record is from RefSeq and is a predicted model, not a curated record. Gene Ontology annotation, cellular component: cytoplasm. Gene Ontology annotation, molecular function: protein binding. Lineage: Eukaryota; Metazoa; Chordata; Actinopteri; Beloniformes; Adrianichthyidae.
CUCAUCGCCACUAGUCUAAAGUAACGACAGUUGCAGCCCAAUCUUCACCAGCCAUGCACCACAAGCGACCGUGUAUGCAGAGACCAUCGUUCAACGAAAGAUAAAGUUAGUUUUUUCCGGAUUACGUGACGCUGCUAGCUUGUUUCAAAAUAUCUAUUUAUUUUAAUUUAGCCCUGGAUAAUUAAUGGUUUUGAACGUUCAAGUGUAUUCAACGCGAAAUGUAGUGGAGGUCUCUUUUUUAGUCUCCAAACACUUUAUAGGAGCUAUGUUUACGCCUCUCCGUUUUUCGCCGCCCACCUCAACGGAAACGUGAGAAAGGCCUCUUGGGAAAUGUAUUUCUUUGAUGGAACUGUUGCCGCCAACACCCGCCCGUACAAACGCCUAUCCCACAAUUCACCGCGUUGUUGUUAAUUCCCUGUCUUCCCUCCUCAUGAAUAUAUAUCAGGCAGCAUUUGCGUAGGAGGUCGGGCGCCGUUCAUUUAAUAUUCUAGCGCUGAAUUUUGGUCCAAAUGGGACGCGCAGCGCAGUCACGUCUCCGCCCUGAUCCGUACUUUAGCGCCCGGCCUCUUCACAACGAAUUUAAUCAGCAAAAUGUUGUGGGUUUUUUUUUUGGGAGCAGCGGAGGGGACUUCGACGAGGGAAAGAAGGCACGAAGUGAAUGACUACUAGUGGAAUAAGUCGGAAACACCGCCCAGUUGGCGGACAUUUAUCGCGCCGGGAACGUUUUAUGGUUUCUAAAUGUAGACGUUUUAGUUCUAACCCACUGCGCGCAGUUAUUUAUUUGGAGCGGAGGACUUUUCAUUGGCGGACAUGGAAAGUGUGCAGGCUGUCGCCGUGGACGGAGGCGCGACUAAGUUAAUAAAGAAGCCCGGCGGACUCUCUGUCGCCCGGGGGACUCCGGCGGAUGAUGGCGGUGGUCAGUCGGCUCCCUCCCGCGCACAGGCGAGGAACGGGAGAACCCUUUCUCAUUCCGCCUCAACAGCCGCGUCUAGUGCGUCAAACAGAGCCGCUGCGGCGUCUAAUGGCCGAAGCAACUCCAGCUCUCUCCUGUUGCGACGGCGGCGCUUGAAGAGGAACCUCUCCGCCACGGCGGCAGCAGCAUCCAGCCCCUCAGCUGUCACCGCCAAGAUGAGCUCGGCCCUGUCCUCCGCGUCUCUGCACACACGCAGUCUGGACAGGAAGACGCUGCUGAGGCACCGGCAGAACCUGCAGCUGCAGCCCGCAGACCGCGACUGGGUGAGAGCAGAUCUGCACCGCGGCUGCAUUCACGUCCACCACAGACUGACAGCCUCGUACCCCAGGCCGGUUCUCUGCACUAUGGACACCACCGCCGGGGAGGUGGCGCUCCGCCUGAGCGUUAAAUCCCACAGCAAGUCGAGCUCCGUGCUGCGCAUUUUUGCAAGAGAUACCUCCAAGACUGACCAAAAUGGCAACUGCAAGGUGAAGUGUGGAUAUGAUGAAAGCAACGCAGAGGACUCGAGCUGCAAACACCGGGAUUCCGCUGGAGUCAGGGGCCGUCCGAGUGACAGGCUGAGACUGCUGCUCAUGGAGGACACCGGCGACAGGCAACAGCAACAGGACGUUGAUGAGAAACUUUUCAGCCCGCAGUCAGAGUCACAAGACAAUAUAACCUGUUCAUUAUCUGAUUUAACCUCCAACAUCGAUACACCCAACGAAGAAGAUUCGGAGCACAAGAAUGGCACGGAUAGCUUUGGAUUGAACUCUGGCUCAGACGUGGAGAGCUGUGCAUUUGACGACCUCAGUUCUGGGGCCCAGCUCAGUGAGCACAGAGACUCCCUCAGUGAUGAUAUGAUUCUGGGCACUGAGGCAUCCAUCCUCAGUCCUUCCUUUGAUAGUGCCACAGAGGGCCAUGACAUGUAUGGGAGCUCCUCAGACGAACUGGAGCUGGACUGUCCUGUGCCCAGUGCAGGCUUACGCUCUGUAUCCCGACACCACACCAAUGGCAUCCCUUCUGCCAACGCCAACUACAAGCACCGCAGCGGGGGGCUUUUAACCGACACCUCAAACAGUUUGGGCCAGGAUAUCAGUCGAAACACACGGGGUGGCCUGCACCCCAGCAACAGUGCUGGGUCUUUAUCAAGAGACUGCUCUACAGGUGUUGCACCUGAUGGCCAAGAUCUAGACAACAAACAAGGUGCUGUGAAACUGGGCCAGACGGAACACCAAAAUGAAGUUUCUUCUGAUUCCAGCCCUGCGCUGUAUGUUCAGCUGCACGGUGAAACUGUAAGGAGGCUCAGUCCAGAUGAGAGGCCCCUGCAGAUCCAGAAUGACUUUCUCUUUAAGCUUGGAUUUAAGGAUCCGUGGAGAGUUCAAGAAGAAGGCCUUGACACAGAAAUUGGCUCCUUGUUGCGCUUUUACGCAGGUAAACCCCAAACCAUUGAGAGUUCUGAGCGGGUGCAGCUGUCUGGAACCUACAACGUAAGGAAAGGGAAGCUUCAGCUCCCGGUCAACCGCUGGACCAGACGCCAGGUCAUCCUGUGUGGCACCUGCCUCAUCGUCUCCUCCGUCAAAGAGAGCCAAUCAGGGAAGAUGCACAUUCUGCCGCUCAUUGGAGGAAAAGUAGAGGAGGUGAAGAAGCACAAUCAUUGUUUGGCUUUCAGCUCGGCAGGCCCUCAGAGUCAAACCUACUACGUCAGCUUUGACAGUUUCACCGAGCACCUGCGCUGGCACAGACACGCUGCCAAGAUGGUGUCACAGAGGAUCAACUCAGUGGACCUGUCCUGCUGCAGCCUGGAGCAUCUUCCUUCCAACCUCUUCUAUAGCCACGAUCUCACUCAUCUCAACCUCAAACACAACUUUCUGCCAGCAGACCAGUGCCUUCAGCAGCUACAAAGGUUCACUUGCCUGCGGAGCCUCAACUUGUCCAACAAUCACUUGGGUCAGUUCCCGCUGGCCAUCUGUGACAUCACCACCCUGACAGAGGUCAACCUCAGCUGCAACUACCUGCUUUCUGUCCCCAGUUCUGUGGGUGCCAUGACUAAUUUACAGACGUUCCUGCUGGAUGGAAACUGCUUAAGCGACCUGCCCUCUGAGCUUGGUUCUUUGCAGAGACUUGGAUAUUUAGGCCUGUCCUUCAACCAGUUCAACCACGUGCCGCAGGUGCUGGAGAGGUUGUCCUCCAUGGAGAAGCUGUGCAUGGCAGGGAACUACCUGGAAACGCUCACCCUGCAGAACUUCAGGCUGCUUCACGUCAAACACAUUGAUCUGAGAUUGAAUAAAAUCUCCGUCAUGGUGCCGGAUGAGCCGGACCUGCUGAGACACGUGACCCAGCUGGAUGUGAGGGAUAACAGGCUCACAGACCUUGAUGCCUCUGUCUUUCCAAGGCUGGAGAUGCUUCACUGCGAGAGGAACCGCAUCAUUAGUCUGCGAGUCAAGGGAUGCUUGCUCAAAGGCCUAUAUGCAUCCAACAACGAGCUGCGGCAGCUGGAUGUCAGUCCUGUGCCCUCCAAUCUUAGUUACAUGGACGUCUCAAGGAAUAAUUUAGAGUCUUUGCCAGACUGGCUGGUUGACUCGAAGAGGCUGGAAGUUCUGGACGUCAGCCACAACCUGGUCACCGAGCUCCCGGCGAGGUUGUUUUGCAGCAGCAGUCUGAGGAAGCUGAGUGCAGGACACAACCGCCUGCAGAAGCUGCCUGAGAGAGUGGAGCGCCCUCUGCUGGAGGUUCUCGAUGUCCAGCACAAUCAACUAGUGGAGCUUCCCUGCAACCUGUUCCUUAAAUCUGACAGCUUACGGUGUCUAAAUGCCUCAGCCAAUAAGCUGGAACUCCUGCCGCCCUCCAGCCUGUCAGAGGAAAGCCACAGCAUCCUGCAGGAGCUGUACCUGACCAACAACUGGCUGACAGACAAGUGUGUGCCCAUGCUCACUGGCCACACACACCUUCGAGUUUUGCACAUGGCCUACAACCAUCUCCAGACCUUUCCAGCGAGUAAAAUGGCCAAAUUGGAGGAGCUGGAGGAGGUGGAUCUGAGCGGAAACAUGCUGAAGACCGUCCCCACCACCAUCAUGAACUGCAGGCGAAUGCACACUCUGAUCGCCCACUCCAACACCAUCGAGGUCUUUCCUGAGGUCAUGCAGCUGAUGGAGAUGAAAUGCGUGGAUCUCAGCUGCAAUGAGCUGAGCGAGAUCACUCUCCCAGAAAACCUGCCCCCGAAGCUUCAAGAGCUUGACCUGACGGGAAACCCUCGUCUCAACUUGGACCACAAGACUCUAGAGCAGCUUAAUAAUAUUCGCUGCUUUCGCAUCGAUCUGCCUCCAACCUUCUCAUCGAACGAGGCAUCUGGUGGGCCUGCUGUGUGGAGCCAUGGUUACACGGAGGCCUCAGGCGUCAAGAACAAACUAUGUGUCGCAGCUCUCUCGGUCAACAGUUUCUGCGGCUCUCGUGAAGCUCUGUACGGCGUCUUCGAUGGAGACAGAAACGUGGAAGUGCCCUACCUCCUGCAGUGCACCAUGAAUGACGUGUUAGCUGAAGAACGGCACAAGACAAAAAGUGAGGAGGACUACAUGACCAACACCUUUCUCGUCAUGCAAAGGAAACUGGGAACUGCAGGGCAGAAACUCGGUGGCUCUGCAGCCUUGUGUCACAUUCGCCACGACCCCACCGACCUGGGGGGCUGCUUCACCCUCACUGCUGCUAACGUGGGAAAGUGCCAGGCCAUCCUGUGCCGCGAUGGAAAGCCGCUGUCGCUGUCGCUGCUGCACAAUGUCGGGUUGGAGGAAGAGUAUCGGAGAGUCAGGCAGCACAGAGCCAUCAUCACUGAGGACAAUAAAGUGAAUGGGGUGACCGAUUGCACUCGAAUUAUGGGCUACUCCUUCCUUUACCCUUCGGUUGUCCCUUGUCCGUACGUGAAGACAGUCACUCUCACUCCUCAGGAUGAGUUCUUCAUUCUGGGGAGCCGUGGCCUGUGGGAUGCUGUGUCCCCCACCGAAGCCGUGGAGGCCAUUCGGAAUGUUCCUGACGGGCUGGCUGCCGCCAAGAAGCUGUGCACGCUGGCGCAGGGCUACGGCUGCACCGACAGCAUCAGCGCCGUUGUGGUCCAGCUCAGUGUGAGUGAAGAUUGCUGCUCCUGCUGCUGCUCUGAGCCCCAACAGCCUCCUCCCAGCCCUGGCCUGGGGGCCUAUCCCCCGUCAGCCUCCUCCAUCAAGGAGAGGCCCUCGGACGGCUCCCUCCCCGUACCCCCCUCGUCCUGCAGUGAAAUCAGCAGUGAGAUUAGCACCAGCGAGAUGAGCAGUGAGGUUGGUUCCACAGCCUCCUCCGAUGAGCCCCCGCAGAGCUCCCUGGUGGUCCUGCAGGAGCAGCCUCACCACCCCCACCUCCACCACCAGCCUCAUCUGCUGUCUCUCCAGCAGCAGCAGCAGCAGCAGCUGCAGGCCCACACAGCAACUCAGCCCUGCCAGUAUCUGCUCCCGGGCUCAGAGUUGCCUUCCGCUCGCAGCUGCUGCGCUCUCCAUCCCGCCUGCUUGGCCGGAUCCUUUCAGAGGCAGCUGUCCAGCGCCACCUUCUCCAGCGCCUUGUCUGACAACGGCCUGGACAGUGAGGAUGAAGAGCCCAUCGCUGGGGUCUUCUCCAACGGGAGCCGCGUAGAAGUGGAAGCAGACGUCCACUGCCUCAAAAAGGAGUUGCUCUCAUCACCUCAAACAUCAGGAUCCCCCUCCAUCCAUGAGCGCAACCUGCUCACUCUUCCCCCACCGCCCCCUCCACCACCAAGCACCCCAGAGCCUUUAGAGGAUGGGGUGGAGAUGAACCAAGCAGAACCCGAGAACGGGUUUGAGAGGGAUGAGUCCUGGCAAGGAGACGUGGGAAAGCUUUCAGGAAAACGGAGAGAAAAUGGUUCAGUGGCACGCCAGGAAAAAAGCCACAACCUCAUCGAAGUGGCGGCCGACGCUCCAUCAAAGAAACCUGGAGGUUACUUCACAGCUCCUGCCCAACCGGAUCCAGACGACCAGUUCAUCAUCCCGCCGGAGCUGGAGGAGGAGGUGAAGGAAAUCAUGAAGCAGCAUCAGCAGAAGCAGCAGAAGCCUCCCAGGACGGAUCAACCAACAGACUAUUAUGACACGCCUCUCUGAAGAGCUGCAGCUCCUUCUCCAGACGCACAUGAAGAGGUUCCUCUGCGGCACAGAUCCCUGUGGUGAAAACAGCCGGAGAAACGUGCACUGAAGCCUGCUACACUCAUGCAGUCAAACAAGCAAACAAGCCCUUUAAUGUCAUUCAUGAGCCCACGGACUCGAAUCUCAGAGUCCGUGGAUCUCACCCUUCUUCUUUUUUUGUUUUUCCAGUGGAAAACCAGCUGAGUCUGUAAUGAAUAGAAGUAUAUUUGAAAUGAGUUUGUCACAGCACUUGGGUUUUUUUUCUUCUGUUUUGUUUUGUAAAAACGUACCAUAUCUUUUGAUGUAAAAGCAGACAGGGACUUUUAGAUGCAGUUUAAUCCUUAUAUUAUCAUUGAGCUAUGUUGAACGGUACACCAUUAAAACCACACCUAACUGUUGUAGAUAGGGCACUUUAAAAACAACUAUUUCUUCAGUGAAUCAUGGCCCCUGGCCUGUACAAAUGAUAUAGAAAUUCUUUGUAGAAAUUUGCAAUACUAACUCCUAGGAGUUGCAUACUCUUUACAGUGACUCAGUCACUUUUUACUAAUCUUCUCUGAGAGAAAUGGCUUUUUUUAAUGAUUGUAAAUAAGAGAAAUGUUAUAUACUGCAUACUCGUAUGUCAGUGAAAGUUUUGUUGUGGGGAGGAUGUAUUAUUUUGUUUUUUACCUGACAGCAUAGAGCCACUACAUCUCACACACAAAUCUAAACGUGCAAACACGGGAUAGAAACCAAUAUAACUACAAGAGGUGGCUUUGGUUUGUUGUGAUGUCCCUGUAGUCAUCACUGCAUCUGCUGAACACUAAAAGAUUCCCUGCAUGCACACACAUCGAAAACACACAGACACAGAUUCUCACAGGUUUUAUUAUCCCCACCUCCCUCCUGGAGUAACUGUUAUCACCGGCAUGACUGUGUCCAGGUCAGUAAUAUAAACAAAUAUAUCUAUUCGGGGGAGGGGGGAAGACCACACAAAUGUUUCUGUCUUUGGUAUAAUAAAUUUUAAAUUUGUGUAAAUAAA